AUGCCUUCGUCUGCAGGUGGAACGCAUGGGCAUGCGCAGCAAGGCAUUAACAAUCCGAGACGGCUCUCCUUCGAUGACGCUACAGGGACAGACACAGCCACUGAUGUCCAAGGUGGUACGCAUCAACAUCAGUUGUUGUCAUCUGGUGAGUCUGUUUAUGCACGGCAACACCCGACACUGCUGGGAGCAGAGGGUGGAGCAGCGUGUCCUGCAAAAUUUGGACGAGAUACUACCGGUAGCAUAGAUAAGGAUCUUCAUGAAGACGUAAUAGUUCCAGUGAUCGGUGGCAAUUCUAGUUCUCCGAAUGUCUUUAAGGCAGGUCGUGCUGGUAAACAGAUGAACAGAGGAGACCACGAACAAGGUGGGGGUUCUUCUUCGAGCACUUCGAAAAAAUUGAACGAUAUCAAUACGACGGCGUCGUCUCCUGCACAUGCACAUGCACAGCAUCAUCCAACACCUUACUUAUCAGCUGUAAAUACGAACUCGGGAGCAGUACUGGGAUCUACUACAGCUGCUGGUCAUCCAAACUACGCAGGAACAAGUGGAGGUGGAGAUGGAACCUUAAUAGCAAGAAAUAAUCGCACCACUCCUUCAUGGAUUUCCUCUGCUUCUUCGGCGCAACAAUCAGCGGAAACGACUACUAGCAAUGGGAAUUCACUCACCCGAGUUUAUGGCUUUCGUUUUCGUCUCCUAAAAAUGAUUGUAGGGUAGUUUCAUCUUCAAGAUGACGAUGAGCAGGUGCUACUUCGUCUACUAGUACUUUCUGGAAAUUAAUAUACUUGAUUUUUGCAAUCAUGAGGAUGGUCCUCAUUCUGCAGAUCAUAGUAGAAGGGUUAAGGCUAUUAUCAUGUAUCGUCAGCUUCCUGCUCUUCUAAUGAGGAGUUCCAUCUCCAUUGCCAAAUGCCAAUAGUAAUAGUAGUUCGGUGAGAGC
Molecule: messenger RNA, 931 nt
Organism: Amoebophrya sp. A25
Lineage: Eukaryota; Dinophyceae; Syndiniales; Amoebophryaceae
Source: the annotation of a GenBank genome assembly